UCCCCUAAUCAAGUAACACCAGUAUAAAAUACUAAGGUUAAAAAACUCAUCUUGACUACAUCAUUUACAUAUUGUAGCCCUAUUUACCAUUUUACCCCAAUUUAAUUUAAUUUUUUUUUUUAUAACUUGAUUUUCAAUCUUUGCUAUUAACAACCUUUUAGCUAUAAAUUCAACUAUUCAAAUCUAUAUUUUGAAUAUACACGUACGAAUUUACAAAAUCGACAAAAGUGCAAUCGAAUAUGAUAGUCCAUACUAGCAAAAUGGGAUCGGGUAUUUGGAUCAAUGAUCAAUUGAAUAGGAUUCUAUUUUAAAUUCUUAACUAUUAAUGGAUCAAGCCCUAUAUGAAUAUGAUUCUUAAGUCUAAGAUGAAGGAUAGCAAAUUUCCGUGGAUUAGGUUUUUGGGUCUAGUCAUAUUUAUCGUUUUUUGCCACCAAUUUUUUUUCAGUAGCAUCAAACUCAAUGACUGCAACAUUCUUUCUAUCUCCUUCAAACAUCCAAUCAAUUUCAACUCCAUUUCUUGAAUCUUUCUCUUCUUCACCCUUUUCCUUCUCUACUAAACCCCUUUUCCUGAAAAUCCCUAAACCCCUGAAUUCUCUCUCUUUUAAUGCUUCAUCUUCCUUCCUUCAAAUUCGGUCCUUUAGCACCAAAAACAACAGUGAUAAUACCACUGAAAAUGAUGAAUUCAGUGAAGAAAUUUAUGAUGAUGAUAAUAAUGAUUAUGAAGCUACAAGUUCAGGUAGUAAUAAGGUUAAAAUGCCCACUGCUCCAUGGAUGAAAGCUCCUCUUUUUCUUCCAUCUGAUGAAGUUCUUAACCUCUCAAAACUCAAGCAAAAGAAGAGAACCUCCAUUGAUGAAACCCAGAAAGCUGAUAGGUCACUUACUAAGAAAAUUAGUGGAAGGAAAGGUAAGAAGGUGGUUAAGAAAAUUGUUUACAAGAUUGAGAGACUUCAACCUGGUAAUGAUUUGGUUGAUACCCAGAAAAAUUUGGAUAAUUCCCUGAGAAUUUGGGAUGAUACCCAGAGAAAUUUGGAUAAUACCCAGAAAAAUUGGGGUGAUUUUGGAGGUGGGUUACUGUUGGGUGAUGGUGGGGAGUCAAAAUUGAGGCGUAAAAUGCCAUGGGAUAAGGAAGAGAAGCUGGUUUUUAGAAGGAUGAAGAGAGAGAAAGUGGUAACGGCGGCCGAAUUGAGUUUGGAUGAGACAUUGUUGAAGAGAUUGAGGGUAGAAGCUUCAAAGAUGCAAAAGUGGAUUAAGGUGAAGAAAAUUGGUGUUACUCAAGCUAUUGUUGAUGAGAUUCAUUCAAUUUGGGCUAACAAUGAGCUUGUUAUGCUUCAAUUUGAUUUGCCUUUGUGUAGAAAUAUGGAUAGAGCGCGGGAAAUUGUUGAGAUUAAAACAGGAGGAUUAGUUGUGUGGAGUAAGAAAGAUAGUCUUGUUGCUUAUAGAGGAUGCAAUUACUUUUCAAGGAAAUUGUCUCGAAAGGCUUAUGUUCGACCGAAGUUGGAUAUUAACCUGACUAUGGACAGAGAUAAGGAUUCUCUAUCAACUGGGUUAUUGAUGGACAGGAAUUUGGGGAUUAAGCCAGGUGAUAAGUCACUGUAUGAGAGGGAAGGCGAUAGAUUAUUGGAUGGAUUGGGACCUCGAUUUGUUGACUGGUGGUACCCGAAGCCUUUGCCAGUUGAUGGCGACCUUCUACCAGAAGUAGUUCCUGGAUUUAAGCCUCCAUUUAGGCUUUGUCCACCUCGUGUUUGGCCCAAUGUGACGGAUGCUGAACUGACAUACCUGAGGAAACUUGCUCGGCCUUUACCAAUACACUUUGUCCUCGGAAGGAAUUCUAAACUUCAAGGUCUAGCUGCUGCCAUCUUGAAAUUGUGGGAGAAAAGUUUAUUUGCCAAAAUUGCUGUGAAGUGGGGUAUUCCAAAUACCAAUAACGAACUCAUGGCAUCUGAACUCAAGCGUCUUACCGGAGGAGUUCUCCUACUACGUAACAAGUUCUUCAUCGUUCUCUACAGAGGCAAGGAUUUCUUACCAAGCAAUGUUGCAAAUGCGGUAGUUGAGAGAGAGAUUGAGCUCCAGCAGUGGCAACUCCAUGAAGAAGAUGCACGGCUUAAAGCAGCUGGCGUUGUUAAUUAUAGUGAUGAAACUUCAACAGAUAAAAGUAUCAUUGGUACCUUUUCAGAAUUCCAGCAUAUACAAACGAUUUCCAGGAAUGUACACCACAUCAACAGAGAGGCUGAAAUUGAGUUUGAAGCUGAGAAAAAAAGCUUAGAGAAGGAAUUGAGAAAGCAAGAGCACAAACUUGCCAUUCUCAAAAUCAAAAUCGAGAAAGCAGAAAAGGAUUUAAGGAAAUUAAAUUCUGCCUGGAUGCCUUCUGAAGAAGAGCUUGAUCAAGAAUUGUUGACUGAAGAAGAGAGAGAGUGUUUCAGGAACUUAGGUUUGAAGAUGGACAGAUUUCUAGUGUUGGGGAGGCGAGGGGUCUUUGAUGGAGUGAUAGAAGGACUGCACCAGCAUUGGAAGCACCGGGAACUUGUGAAAGUUAUAUCAAUGCAAAAAACAUUCUCGCAGGUCCUUUCUACUGCUAGAACGCUGGAAAGAGAGAGUGGCGGAAUACUAGUAUGCAUUAAAAAGCUAAAGAAAGGCCAUGCCAUUAUUAUUUACCGUGGGAAAAACUACAAGCGUCCCAUUGAUUUUGGUAGAAAUCUCCUGGAUAAAAAGAAAGCACUGAAAAGAUCCCUAGAACUUCAAAGACUAGGAUCCCUUAAAUUUUUUGCUCAUCAAAGGGAACACGAAAUUGCAGAUUUGAAGCUCAAACUGGCUGAUUUAGAGGAGAGGCACAACAAAAAAUGACCAGACUCUGAAACCUGCAUGAACACAGAAAUUAUGUCUUCGUUGAAGGUUGAAAGGAAGAAUUUCACUGUCAGCCACCAAGAAACAUGGGUCAAGUUGAGGCAUGAAAGGCAGAGGUACCAAGUGUAGGAUUUUGAAGACUUCUAGCUCCAGCGCUUGUGCUCCCGGGAAAUGACUCAAACUUAGAUUACUUCAUGCUCUCAAUAAAACCCAGUAGACUAUAAUGAAGUGCCUGCUGCAUAAAUUUAGCUGACGAAGCAUUCCUAGUCUACGUUGUGGAGCUCUGUUCUAAACACAUGAAGUCUCACAUGAAUAUCUUAUGAUAGAUUAUUCUUCUAUGAUGCAAUGUUGUUCAAGUCUGAACAAAGUUAACACUAUUGUACAGCUGGGAGUACCUUUCUUCCUUGAUCAAGGUAAUGAUCAGAAAAUAAAAGUUUGUGUUAUACUUGUAGAUGUUCCCUGAAUGCCAUGUUAUGAUCUAAUUAACCAAAUGACAUUUGUUUUUAGUUUUUAUUAAUUAGUUUUUGAAAUCACCUUGGCUUUCUUCCA
Molecule: messenger RNA, 3390 nt
Organism: Chenopodium quinoa (quinoa)
Lineage: Eukaryota; Viridiplantae; Streptophyta; Magnoliopsida; Caryophyllales; Amaranthaceae
Product: chloroplastic group IIA intron splicing facilitator CRS1, chloroplastic-like
Exons: 8
Coding region: 460-2841 (793 amino acids)
Biological process (GO): RNA splicing, via transesterification reactions
Molecular function (GO): mRNA binding
Source: RefSeq, a predicted model, not a curated record